AUGCCACUCCUACUAAACCUCAAGCUACACACCAGAUGGUCAAACAGACACGAGAAGAAGAACAAGAAAGAACAACAACAGCAGCAACAACAGCAACAGCAAGAAAACAAUCAUAACACUAACGAUACUCCAACCCAACUCAUCCCAUUCCCAUCCAACAACAAUCAGAGCACUCAUGGCACACCACCAAUCCUAUCACCCAGCUCAACCGAUUCAACCUACGACAUAUCAUCCAACCACUCACUCCUAACACCAGCAACUAACUCAUUCGGCAGUAUCACCCACAACCACCCCAUCAACCCAGAAUCACCCAGCCCACUCCCAGCUGAACUCACUAUAGCCAUCAUCCAUCCAACCCAAUCCAAACCAGAACAAAACAUCCAAGCGACCAUCGAAUCCAGAUUGGCAUCCACCGGCUUCAAGAUCCUCGACCAAAAAUCAGUCCACCUACAAUCAGCUCCAUCUCAUCUGUCCGAAAACAGUCUCAGUGGACUAACACCACUACCUGCAACUAACCUGAUCUACUUACUAUCACGAUCUAGGGCAAUCCAAGCAUGGAAAGAUCUAGUAGGAAUCCAACUCACCGACUUGCCCGCCAGACCGGGCUCACUAAGGUUCAUCUUCGGCACCAAGGCCGUCUGGGCUGCCGAUAAACCGGAGACCGUCUUCGAACUCAUCCACUUCUUCUGGCCAAACUCAAUCCACUUAGAUCACCCUCGAUUCACUCAACUCAAACAACAACCACAACUACAAUAUCAUCAUCAUCAUCAACAACAUCAUCAGCCCAUCAUCAUCUCCCCCCUCUCCCAGCAGAACACCAACAAUGACACUACUCGAGCACCCAAACGGGUCUUCAAAUUCAGCAGAUGUACCCCCCAACCCAGCAGACAGGCUGAACCGAGUGUCCAUCACUCGCAAAAGGCUUGUGUCGCCCAGGACGAACUACAAGAAGAAGAGGAAGACGAAGAAGACGAAGCAGAGGAUCAAGAAGAAUUCGAAGAACAGGAAGAGGGCGACGACGAGUACGACGACGAUCAGCCUGACCAAGCACUCUUGACAACCAACCAAGAUAGGCAACUCAAGCGUAUCACCCAAAUCCCUCGCCACACUCACCUAUCAACCUCCUCCCACACUCCUUCGCUUAUCUCUAACGAUUCCACCGGCUUCUCUUCUACUGUCAAUCAGGAAUCUGUCAUCCAAUCUUCUUCUUCCUUCGAAGCUCAUCACAAACAACAUCUUAGCGAAACCUCUACUCCUCUCUCUACACUCCAGCCUCCACCCAAUCACCUUUUUGACUCUCACUCCUCUUCUCACUCUUCCUUAUCAUCCACUCUGGCCUCGUCUCCUGCCGAUUCUAAUAUGCCAACCAAUAACAGACGAACCUCUAACGAUAAUUCUCCGCCGCGAUCGACGGUUGAUUCGGUAGGAUCGACAAAGACUGAAUCGCCCGCGGCGAACAAGAUGCAGGAUUCGGGAGGCUCGUACACGUUCCGCGCGCGGCCGAUUCCCUCGUCGGUGACGGAGCCGAUCCCGACGCCGAAGAUGUCCAAGGCGGCGAUGCUCCGACUGGGUUUAACCUGGACGCCCCCGGUGCGCCCGGCGCCGGGCUCGCAGAGCUCGACGACGACCAACAGUGCCUCCUCCACCCGCGCCCCCGUCCCACCCGUCGCGAGUCUCAACCCACCCGCCGUGGUCCCCCGAGCGACGAAGGCCUCCAACCUCCGCACCAAUGGUGACCAACCAGUCCCAGCCAGCUCUCAACCACCUAGACUCAAGAAGACUCACUCACAGAUCUUCGAGAAUACCCCCGGUCACGGCUUCAGAAGGGCCAAUCUUCAAACUAAUAUCGCCUCCAUCGCCCAGCCUAAAACCCAACCUAGACCGACCAAGGCUUCUGCACUCAGAACUGGUACUAACUUGCCCGACCAACCGGGCUCUCCUCCUGCUGCCCAUUCCUCGUCCGUUGCCAACAAUAACUAUCCUCAGAAUGGGAAUGUGAACGGCGUCAAGGCUACUGGCAAAGGUGUUAGGCAAUCAGUUGAUUAUUUUCAAGGUGUACCAGGGCACAAACGACAAGAGAAGAUCCAAGUGGAGGCCACUCGCCGACCAGAAUUCGAGCCCCGGAUGACCAAAGCUGCUAAACUAAGGAUGGCCGGAGGCGCAGCCACACCAAGCCCAAGCCCAACAACAACAACAACGACGGAAGCUCGAUCGAAAGCUACUCGCUCUAAACGUUCGCACACGUCGUCCGAUGCUGAUCCCAAAGCUCAUCGGCUCGAUCAGGAUGACAAUGUCUCGGAAGGCCUGGUCACCCAGGACUCGACGGACCUAUCUCUUUCUCUUUCUCACCCCUCCUCUUCUACCGCUCCUAUCCAGCUUUCUUCCAAACCACAAGGCAAUCCGUCUCCCCAAUCUAAUGGUGAUGACGACCUCAAUCAACGGUUUGGAAGCGUGCUAAUCCAUCACAAACUUUCUUAA
Puccinia graminis f. sp. tritici CRL 75-36-700-3 is the source of this 2478-nucleotide messenger RNA. RefSeq lists its product as uncharacterized. The transcript has 5 exons. Lineage: Eukaryota; Fungi; Basidiomycota; Pucciniomycetes; Pucciniales; Pucciniaceae. The record is from RefSeq and is a predicted model, not a curated record. The coding region runs from base 1 to 2478 and encodes 825 amino acids.